This is a messenger RNA of Galendromus occidentalis (western predatory mite), 675 nucleotides long. RefSeq names its product mitochondrial ribosomal protein L11 (gene mRpL11). The transcript has 4 exons. Lineage: Eukaryota; Metazoa; Arthropoda; Arachnida; Mesostigmata; Phytoseiidae. The record is from RefSeq and is a predicted model, not a curated record. Gene Ontology annotation, biological process: translation. Gene Ontology annotation, molecular function: large ribosomal subunit rRNA binding; structural constituent of ribosome. Gene Ontology annotation, cellular component: ribosome; mitochondrial large ribosomal subunit. The coding region runs from base 94 to 675 and encodes 193 amino acids.
AAACAUUUCGAACUCGCUCUCUAUUCCAUUGUUCAUGUUGGAGACGGUCUCUGAAACUUGUUCAGUACUGUCUGACUGCUCGAGAUUCCCAGAAUGAAGGGGAUGAAAUCAGCUCGAAAGGCCGUGGAGAAAGUCAUUCAUACGACACCUCUCAAGACUUACGUUCCAGCCGGCAUGGCUAUUCCUGGUCCUCCAUUAGGACCUCAACUCGGUCAAAGAGGCGUGAAUAUCGCCGCGUUCUGCAAAGACUUCAAUGAGAGGACAAAAGAUAUCAAGAAAGGCAUACCGAUCCCGUGCAAAAUUUCCCUCAACGCUGAUCGAUCGUACACGCUCGAAACCAUCAAUCCGCCGAUACAAUAUUUCGUCAUGCAAGCUGCGGGAUUGCAGAGAGGUGCCCAGUUUCAUGGAAGAGAGGUUGCUGGAAUGAUCUCCUUGAAACACGUUUACGAGAUAGCGAAGAUCAAGUCUGAGGACUCCAUCUAUGAUUGUGUUCCUCUGAAGGAUAUUUGUCAGGAAGUCAUGAGGGUAGCGUUCACUUGCGGAAUAGAGGUCGUUCCGAAACUGACUGCUGAAGAAAUCGAGGCAAAACAGGAAGAAAGGAAGGAUGUUGUUGCGAAUCAACUCGCGGCGAUCGAAGAGAAACGACAAGCCAAGUUACUCCGGAUUUCUGCGUAG